Schistosoma guineensis is the source of this 1481-nucleotide messenger RNA. NCBI's taxonomy places the organism in Eukaryota, Metazoa, Platyhelminthes, Trematoda, Strigeidida, Schistosomatidae. The record is from the annotation of a GenBank genome assembly.
GCGAGAGAAAAGAAAUCAAUCAAUUUAUACAAGCUCGUCACAAUUAUAUUGGAUAUUGGAAAUCUAGUAGAAGUUAAGGUCACUAGUAUAAAACGCCCAAGGUGCACCCCAUUUAAUUCCUCUCUUCAGUCAUAGGUCAUUUAAUUCAUCGUUCUGGAGUCAUUGGAAUAAACUUCUGUCACUAAUUUCAAACCUAAUCCAAUCUCGACCAAACCUGUUCACAUUCAAGGAGGACACCUACUAACUUGCCUUAAAAUAUGCAGAAUUUCUCCCAUACAAUAUGGAUGGGUGACCUGGAACCUUACAUGGAUGAAAUGUUUAUUAAACGAGCCUUUGAAACAUCAGGUGAAAAUAUAGUGAGUGUAAAAGUUAUCCGGAACAAGGCGACUGGGCAAACUCUUGGUUAUGGUUUCAUAGAGUUUGCUAACUCAACAUCUGCGAGAGAUGCAAUGCUUAAGUUGAAUGGCAAGCUCAUUCCUGGAGCCCCUACCAGAAGAUUUAAACUUAAUCACGCUAGUUACGGGAAAGAUAGCACUUCUAGUAAUGAAUGUUCGUUAUUUGUUGGUGAACUAACAGAAGAUGUUGAUGAUCUUGCUUUAUUCAAUGCUUUUAAAAAAUACCCAACAUGCCGUUCAGCUAAAGUUGUGAUGACAAAUGGCAAGUCUCGUGGAUACGGUUUUGUUCGUUUCCUCACUGAAUCUGAUAUGGAUAAAGCGUUGAUUGAAAUGCAAAAUUAUUGUGGUUUAGGCUAUAAACCGAUUCGAGUGAGUCUUGCUAUUCCGAAGCGUUAUAAUGCAGAUGGAAGUCUGGUUGUUACUACAACAGCAUCUGAGACGAGUUCAGUGGUUCCAAGUGGUAUGCCCGAUCCAUUCACUGCUGCAGUUGCGGCUGCUGUAACGGGGAAUUCUGCAGCUCAAGCAGAAUAUUAUCAAGCUUAUCAACAAUACUAUCAACAGUACUAUGCUUCUCAAUAUGCAGCCCAGUUUUAUUCCAGUGAAUCAUCUACAAAUGGCGACUUAGCUAAUUCUGGAAUAACAUCGAUUGCCGGUGGUGGUACGCUUGUAGGCGAUGCUACAGUUCAACAGCAUGCAUUCGUCGAUGCUGCUGCCUCACAUUUAUAUGCUAGAGCACUUCAGCAAGGCACCGGCUCACAUGAAUAUGCCCCAGAGCCACAUGUUUUAUCAUCAGCUUGUGAUCGUCCACGACAUGUAGAUGAUUUAGAUGAAGUGUUCAAUUUUCUAGAAGCAUCACGUUGGCAUGUCACUGAUCCAUCAUUGGGAUUAUUUAUUAAAAUAAGACCAUAACUAUUUAUUCACCUUUAUUGUUCCUGUUUUUAGUAAAGUACGUUGUAUUUUUAUAAGUUUGAACAAAGUAUAUUGAGUUUCCUUUUUUAAAAAAAAAAGUAUUGGGAUUAUGUAAUGUAAAUACAUUUCAUGUAUAUGUAUGUUUUUAUUUUUGUUUCAUAUGAGUAUUUGAUUAUC